UUUUAUGCUAUCCUCUUCUCUUUGCCGUAAAGUAAACCACUCCUCAGUAAACACUCAGUUUAUUCUCUAGAAUUUUUUCGCCUUCAAAGCCAAUUCAGCACUAAUUUGAUAAUCACUGUUACUGUCUCUUAUUCCGUUCUUUCUCCAAAAUUUUCAGCGUCCUUAACGUUGCACUCGUCAAACUGAUACCAUGGUUGAGAGUUCAAUAUGGUUUGGCUGUUUAGUCUGGCUUUGAGUCGUUGAAUUACUCAAAUACCAAUGGGUUGACCCUGAUUGCAAGCACCUUCAGGUGGUAGUGCAACUAUUGAGACUAGUUUGUUGAUUUCUAAACCAAUGGAGGCCUAAGAAUGUCUGGGGGGUAUCAAAAUAGAAGUGAUUGGAACAAUAUAUCAUUUGGAGGGUGCAGUCAGAGCCAGUUUAACUACCAUCAUCAAGUUCCUCAUCGUGGUUGGGAUUACUGCUAUGGUGGUGGUACAUAUGUACCUCAUCAAACCUCUGGACCAACUAUUCAUGCUGCAGCACCAUUGCACCAGCCACAACCAAUGGCAUAUUGUAAAAUUUGUGAUGUUAAGUUGAGCAGUUACAAAGUGGUGGAACAACAUAAUAAUGGAAAGAGACAUCAAAGUAACUUGAAUCUACGUGAGGAAUUACAGGGACAAAGAAUUUCAAAUGGACUGAUUCCAAAUUCUCAAAUGAAUUUGGUAGAUCAACCUUAUGUGAGUUCUGAAGCCACUAUUGUCAAGCACAAAAAUCACCUGCAGAAAGAUGUAGGAGUUACUUCUGAAGUUACAGUUGAAGGAUGCAAAGAGAAUCCCAGGGAUAACACUGGCACACAGGGUCAUAGUUUCAAGCAUAAGAUUGGUGGGGCCAAAACACGUAAAUACAUUAAGACAAAUGAUGGAUUAAGAAGGCCUGUGGAAUCAUCAAAAUUCGAUGUCAAUGUAGAAACUCCAUUACAGGUAUCUGCAUUACCACCGCGGCCAAGGCUUAUAAAAACAAAUGGUCAGCCACAUGGUCUUGCAGAUUCUAAUAUUAUUAAUCCACCCAAAGAUGUGAGGUCUGAUUCUGCAGCAACAGCAACAAGAUCACCAGAAGUGACCUACUGUAAGAUUUGUGCGGUUUACAUUGUUAAUUCAAUGAAAAUGCAUAACAAUGGAAAGAGACAUCAAAGAAUGUUGAAGUGGCAUGAGAAAUUACAGAUGUCGAACAUUUCAAAAGGACAGAUUCCAAAAACUCAAAAGAAUGUAGUAGUUCAAUCUGGGAAAAAAGAAUGCUCACUAAAUUACAUGAGUUUUGAAACUACUAUUGCAACCAGGAAUAACAGUAGUGUACAUGAUCAUAAUUUCAAGCAUAAGAUUGGUGGAAACAAAGGUAAAUACAUGAAGACAAAUGAUGGGGUAAGGAGACCCAUGGGAUCAUCAAAACAAAAUAUCAAUUCUCUAUCAGAAUCUGUAGAAUCUCCUGUACAAAACUCAAUACCUACAUUGGCAUCACUGCCAGGUCCUGCCACUUCGCAGAUAUUGGCACCAACACUUAUUGUUAGAUCAUGUUUUGAGCCGCAGUUUCAACAUGUUUCAGCUUCACAGACACAUUUAUCAGAAGGCAAAGAACAACAUGAGAUUCAAAAUAUUACCACAGAAAUAACUGAUCAGCCACAUGCCCCUUUUAAAACACAGGUAUUAGAAAGCAAAGGACAUCAUGAGAUUCAGAAUCUCGCUAUGGAAAAAAAUGAUCAGGCAGAAUCAAUUUCAUUGAAGUUGCAUGUCCUAGUAGGCUCAGAUAUUAACACCCGAACUAAUGCAAAUUCUGAUGCUAAAGCAAUAGCAAUAGGACCAGCACAAGGCCUUAUGGAAUCUCAUGUGGAAGUAUCACCAGCAGUGGGAUCAAAUUUUGAAUCUCAAAUUCAACAUGUUUUACAUAUUGAAACAGAACUCAAAUUAUCUAAAGACACAGCAGAUUGCGAGAGUCAAAAUUGUACUGAUGAAAAAAACAAUCAACUGUUGCCAUCUGUUAUAGUGGAGUUCAAUUCCCCUUCAGGUUCCAGUACUAAUACUCAAACUGAAGAUGGAUGUUCUAAAGUUGAACAAGAGAUGACUAUUCUCACCAAUCAGUCUGGAAUAACAAAACUGUCUCAGCAGGUAGCUGUUUGUCUCAAGUGUGGUGAUGUAGGCUUUCCAGAAACACGUGUCUUUUGCAACAAGUGUCAGGUUUAUGCACUUCACAGGUAUUGUUUAGAUGGGCCUGUGAUUUUUACAGAUGAUGUUACUUGGUUUUGUGAGGAUUGUGAGCCAAUGAUAGUUGACACAUCUUUUCAUGAUCAAUGUACUCUUCUCUCAUCUGAAAAAAAUAUCUCUCUAAAUUCGGCAAAAGAGGCAUCUCAAGCUAGAAUAGAGCCACAAAGUUGCAUAGAGAGAGUAGAGAACAACAAGCAAAAGCCACAGAAUAUUGCAGCUGAAACAAAGGUGCUAUUAUCUGAGAAUAACAGUUUGUCUCCUCAUGGAUUAUCUCAAUGCCGUAACAACAGUGAAAUGGAAAAAAAGUUUGAGAAAGAGUGCCAACCAGUUCCCAGAGAUCAAGCUAAUACUAGGGAGGGGUCUAUGAUUGUUACUGUUCAGCCUGUUGCUGAUCCAGUCUGGAGGGGAAGUUUGUGCCUCUUGUACCCAAGUUUUGAAACUGUAAUUGGGCUUCUGUGCCAUGUGUCCACUACAGCAUGCUCCAAAGUUCUGGAGGAGACAAAACUUUUCCCUGACGUGUUUUGCCCGGACUUGCUUCAAAGAUCUGCAGUGUGGCCCAAGUCUUUCAUGGAACAUGGACCAAAUGAGGAGAGCAUUGCUCUUUAUUUCUUUCCCCAUAAUGAAAGUGUUGAGAGGGCCUUUCACAGUCUGGUUGAUGACAUGAUUUCCUCCGACCUUGCCAUAAGAGCUGAGGUUGAAAAUGCAGAACUUUUAGUUUUUCCUUCUACAUUACUCCCCAUCCAAUACCGAAGAUUUCAGAAAAUGUACUACUUGUGGGGGCUCUUCAGAGCAAAGAAAACUUCACGCAAUACAAAUAAUGCGGUGUGUGGAGAGGCUACUAGUGCUAGUUCUAGUACAGUUACACAGUAAUUCUGUCUCUACUAAUUGAUUUAGUGUGCACUAGUACAGUGAUAGUCAGUAAUGUUUGUUUAAUCUUUGUUUGAUUAAACUUUUGUUUUAGAUAUAUAAGUAGUUUUUAAUUAAAAUAUGUGAUUAAAAAUUAUGCCAAUUGAGUUUUUGUGUAA
Molecule: messenger RNA, 3259 nt
Organism: Cajanus cajan (pigeon pea)
Lineage: Eukaryota; Viridiplantae; Streptophyta; Magnoliopsida; Fabales; Fabaceae
Source: RefSeq, a predicted model, not a curated record